Nematolebias whitei (Rio pearlfish) is the source of this 816-nucleotide messenger RNA. It is a transcript of the gene gjb9a, whose product is annotated as gap junction protein beta 9a. The record is from RefSeq and is a predicted model, not a curated record. Gene Ontology annotation, cellular component: connexin complex. The transcript has 3 exons. Gene Ontology annotation, biological process: cell communication. The coding region runs from base 1 to 816 and encodes 271 amino acids. NCBI's taxonomy places the organism in Eukaryota, Metazoa, Chordata, Actinopteri, Cyprinodontiformes, Rivulidae.
AUGAACUGGUCGGGACUCGAGAGUCUGCUGAGCGGAGUCAACAAAUACUCCACAGCGUUCGGGAGGAUCUGGCUGUCGAUGGUGUUCGUGUUUCGCGUGCUGGUGUUCGUGGUGGCGGCGCAGAGGGUGUGGGGCGACGAGAGCAAAGACUUCGUGUGCAACACCCGGCAGCCUGGUUGUACCAACGUCUGCUACGACCACAUCUUCCCCAUCUCCCACAUCCGUCUUUGGGCGCUGCAGCUGAUUUUUGUCACCUGCCCGUCUCUGAUGGUGAUGGCGCACGUGAAGUACCGCGAAGGGAAGGACAAGAAGUACGGGGAGCAGCACCAAGGCUCUCAUCUGUACGCCAACCCUGGCAAGAAGAGAGGCGGUCUGUGGUGGACGUAUCUGCUGAGUUUGGUCUUCAAGGCUGGGUUCGACACGUCGUUCCUCUACAUUCUGUAUCGGAUCUACCACGGAUACGACCUCCCCCAGUUGUCCAAGUGCUCGAUAGAGCCGUGCCCCAACACCGUUGACUGCUUCAUCAGUCGUCCAACAGAGAAGAAGAUCUUCAUGUUGUUCAUGGUCGUCUCCAGCGCGCUCUGCAUCUUCAUGUGCAUCCUCGAGAUGAUCUACCUUGUCGGCAAGCGCGUCAUCAAAGUCAUAAGGGUCCGGCAUGAGAACGCGCAGAUGAUGUUCGCGGAACAACACGAACUCACCGCCAUCGCGCCUCCCCAGUCCCAGUACCGGAGGACGGAUCCGACGCUGACGGACAGCCAGAUGAGUCUGAGCAGGAAGGGGAAAAUUAAAGAGGGGCAGAAAACGACGGUGCUGUAG